Molecule: messenger RNA, 1026 nt
Organism: Chaetomium fimeti
Lineage: Eukaryota; Fungi; Ascomycota; Sordariomycetes; Sordariales; Chaetomiaceae
Exons: 1
Coding region: 132-869 (245 amino acids)
Source: RefSeq, a predicted model, not a curated record
UCCAAUCCUAGCAAAUCAGCAGGUGCGAGGGUAGGAGAUGGCGAAAGGCAAACCCUAAUCGUCUCCCUGAUUUUAAAUUCCAACCACCUUCGUUAAGCAACCUCCAGAUAGCGACGGCGAAUAGGUGGCUCAUGAACCGCCUCCGAACGGUCGUCGAAGAGAGCCGUUGUUGGAACAGCCGCGGCGUGGUCAAGAUGAGCGAGGACGAACACAUACGGAUCAAUCUCAUCGAUAGCUGGCACAAACAGAAAGUCAGUGGGCAUGUGUACCCCCUUGGAAUCGAAGACAGCGGUAUCGUCGACGAGACCUGUGAUGACAUGCACAGGGACGGCAAACUGGACUGGAUGUUGCGCCCCACGCCAUUCGGAUGUCCGGUGUUCGUCGCCUGGCGUAUCGUCAACGGGGUCAGAAAAGGAAGAGUGGUGGUGGACCUUCCCGUUCGCCGCUGGAGCAGGAAUGCCGGGCGACAGCUGGCAACCGAGCAACCGGACAACGACAGCCACUCAACGUCAUAUCACCCACAAACGGACGGCCUUUCAGAACGGAAGAACCAGACCAAACGCCAUUCCAGACGCUUAUCCUCUGCCGAAUCAGGAGGAAAUCAUCAACAGUCUCAUCGGCGCCAAGUACUUCACGGCACUGGGCGCGUCAGCCUUCUUUCACCAGCUCCCGGUGUGGGAAAAGCAUCGAGAUCGAAUGAUCCUCUUCAGUCCGCGAGGCCUGGAAGUCAACAAAGUCGCGCUUAUGGGUUUCAAGAACUCGCCGGCAUACGCUCAGAGGUCAUUGGAAAGAUGGCAAAACACCUAGUUAAGCGGCGGCACCCUGCUCGGCUGAUGGCGAAGCAGCGCUGCAGCAAUACAAAAACGUAGCCUUGGGAUCCGCUAUGGUUCAAUUUCUACUAGGUAUGUAUGAAGUUGGUUUGUGAAACUCACUAGGUACUUUAGCCACUUCACCACUGGUAUCGAAGAACCACCUUGGCUGUUGUUUUCAGCCUUUGGGCUUAAACACGGUACUGACUGCUGAUGA